AUGCAGUGCCAGAGAGUGUUUGAGCUUUAUGGCAAGAAGUCAUGUUUGCCAUGCCAGGAUGGGUAUUUUCAGCCAACAGAAAAUCAAUCGAAAAGUUGUACAGGAUGUGAAAGAUGUGACGAAGCAAGAGGGAGUAGAGUCAAAGUGAAAUGCACUAAGGAAACAAAUACAGUAUGUGAAUGUCGGCCAGGAUUUGUUCCAUUUUCAAAGGAAUCUUCCAUCUGUAUAUGUGAAAAAGGAUCGGGACUUAAAGAUAAUGAGUGUUUAAAAUGCCAGGAUGGAUAUUUCAGCUCAAGCUAUGAUACAUCCUGUCAAAAAUGGAAAGACUGUAAAUCCGCAGGAAUUAAAAAAGAGGGAACCCCCACCUCUGACGUCAUCUGUAACGAGGUGUUAAAUGGCAGCCAGACCACUACAGCACCUGCUGUCAUUAAAAAGGUUUUCCCCUCGCUCUCAAUUACACAUCCUCCACACGAGGGGGUUCAAACACAGAAGACACUCUCUAACACCACCACAGCUCCUGUUCAACCCACCACUGUGAGAAAAAAAGUGCAGCCUAGCUUUCCGAGCUCAAACACUAGCAAUCACGUUGGUACGGCCAUUCUCACUUUGGGAAUUGUUGGACUGCUCGUGUUAACGGUUAUGACCUGCAAGCUACACAUCACUCCCUGCUGGAGGACUAAACAAGCACUACAGACCAAGGACUCUUUGUGUCGCAGGCCAGUUGAGGAAAGCGGCGAUGGCAGUGAGUCCUCUUUGAAACUCAAUCCAGAGCCCUGAAAUAAGGCUUUCCUUGGAUUUAAAAUCCUCAUCCUUUAUUUCAGUGAAUCCUCUUGGUUAAAGUUAUUAUAGAUCCCUUUAUUUCACCUUAUAUCAUUUGUUGCAUGUUAGACAUACAUCAAAAUCAUUUAUAUUGUAAUAUUUCUUUUUCAACCAGGACUAUGGUUAAUAUUUGACCUUGGUUAUGUUGUAAUACAUUAUAAGGUAUUUCAAGUUCAAGAAAUGUACCUCGCUUUUUUAAACUGUGAAUUCCUUUUACCGGUAUGUAAACAUUUUUUCCCCUAUUACAAAUACUUUUAUACCUCUUUAGAUUUUAUAAUUGCUACUUACAUGUGUGUUUCUGCAGGUUUUAUAAACCUACUUACAUUCUAUAUUGUUAAAUAAGUAAUAGGGCUGGGACAUCUCUGAGAAACAUUCAUUUUGAAUAAUCAAACAGUUAGAAUAUACAAUAAGGUGUUAAAAAAUAGUGGAGCAACAUUUAUCUGUUAUUUUGUAAUAGCUUCUCAGCCUCAAUGUUUUGUUAUGCGUUUUUUUUUUUCUCAGUCUGUUCCACUAGCUGCAUCUGUUCUGCACAGAACAAGAAAAAAAAAAAAUGCUUUCAGAGAUAUGUGGGGUUAGGGGAAGUACCAGGUGGAGCAAAAUGGAUUUCUAAUUUGUCCUCCCACCGAGAGAUGCUUACUAUCUUUUUUUUUUUUUUUUUUUUUCUCUCGCUUUCCUGUAUUUGGAAAGACUGAUGUUUUGAAAGUGAACACUUUCAUGUUGUUUUUUGCUUUCUGGAAAUAUUUCUCAGAUAAGGAGAGUGAGAGGAGUAUGAAACUUUGACCCCAUUACCUUUCACCAUUUCCAUUUUACUUAAAAAAAAAAAAAGAAAAAAAAAAAAGAUCUGCACCAAGUAGCUUCAUGAGCCUGGUUGAGUUUGUGAGUUUUAAAAUCUACCUGAUAGAAGCUGGAGAUCAACAGCUUCAUACUAAGAGAUAUUUUUUCCAGAAAGUGUUGAGUCUUCAGAUUGGAUAGGACAAAAAAAAAAAAAAAAUCAGUUGGAUACAUAUACAUAUGUUUAUUUUAGUUUACUUCAAAAUCAUUUUACAUUAUCCAUAUAAAGAGGCACAUAUAGCCUAUCCAAGUCAUUUCUGAGAAAUGCUUAUUUAUUGGCCUGUACAACUACAAUUAGUAUGGUAGUGAAUGUCAGUAAUCAACAUUUUACUACAAAUGAAAAGCUUUUGGAGCAAUCUAUGAGCAAUGAUUGUUUUUAUUUAUUAAAGCGGCAAGGUUGCCUUCCUAGGAUGGCUUGGCCUGAGGGGGGCGCCACAACCCUUAAACAAUUAUCUGUUAUUUACACCCUAAAUAAGUGUGCUACUGCUAAAGUACAAUUAAAUUCAAUUGGGAUGUCACUGAGCAGAAUGAUGUGUUUAAUUUAUUUGGGAAAUUGAAAAAAGAGCAUUUAAUGCUUAACCUUCUUAAACUGAAUAUGAGUCUCAUUUUUUUACUACGGUAAAUGCCCAAGCUUGGACUUAGGUCAAGACUAACAAGUCCAAAGUCCAAGUCCUAUGGUUUAAAUUUCAAGUUAUUAAGUCAUAAUGAGGUUUUCCUGAAAUGUUAGUGACACAAGGUGAAUUUCUGACUUUAAAACAGCAUUUAGUCAUUUCACAUCAAGGCAGCUAAGUAAGAGGUAUUUUGUAACACGACCAAAUCAAGUCUUGAAUACUUAAAUCUGUGACUCAGGUCUGACUUGAGUCAAGUCAUCAAGUGAAGAUAUGCAUCUCUACAGAUCUCUCAUAUCUAUUUCAUUAAGAGUUUUUUUGUUGUUUUUUUUCUCUAAGGUUAAGACUCACAUUUUAUUUUGCAAAAUGGGCUCUUAAACGAUUGUAUGGCAUAAGAAAUGACUUGCACAGGGUACCUUUCAUGCUAGAUGCACUUAUUGUAGGUCUGAACAUUUGUUAUACAGAGAAGCAGUGGAAAGUGUACCUCCACAAAACUGCUGUAAAUGUCACUUAUCCAGGAAGUUGGCGUGCCAUUUCAAAGAAGUUAAAUAUAUCUUCUACGAAACAAACCUGUUGGGUUUCUUUUAUUUUUAGCUGUAACCAAACUUAGUAAUUCCUGUAAAUAGAUAAUUCAUUUAUUCCAGUUAUUUAUAUCUUUUAGUAUUACUUUUCUCUUUUUACUACUGUAAUAUGUAUUUACUUGUUUGUACAAUAUGUCUUUUAUUUGAAUUAUAUGUAUUGCUGGAAAAAGAUGUACUGAG
Cyprinodon variegatus (sheepshead minnow) is the source of this 3019-nucleotide messenger RNA. Its product is annotated as tumor necrosis factor receptor superfamily member 4-like. Gene Ontology annotation, molecular function: cytokine binding; transmembrane signaling receptor activity. The record is from RefSeq and is a predicted model, not a curated record. The coding region runs from base 1 to 777 and encodes 258 amino acids. The transcript is spliced from 7 exons. Gene Ontology annotation, cellular component: external side of plasma membrane; membrane. Gene Ontology annotation, biological process: immune response; regulation of cell population proliferation; apoptotic process. NCBI's taxonomy places the organism in Eukaryota, Metazoa, Chordata, Actinopteri, Cyprinodontiformes, Cyprinodontidae.